This is a messenger RNA of Drosophila ficusphila, 1865 nucleotides long. It is a transcript of the gene Zip48C, whose product is annotated as zinc transporter ZIP11. Bases 423 to 1451 code for a protein of 342 amino acids. Gene Ontology annotation, molecular function: zinc ion transmembrane transporter activity. The record is from RefSeq and is a predicted model, not a curated record. Gene Ontology annotation, cellular component: membrane. Lineage: Eukaryota; Metazoa; Arthropoda; Insecta; Diptera; Drosophilidae. The transcript has a single exon. Gene Ontology annotation, biological process: zinc ion transmembrane transport.
AUAGGAGGGGCUCGAAGCCAGCGGCCCUAUAAAAAUUGCUUUUUCUGGGGCUGUCAGCUCAGUCAGCGGCUCAUUCAUCACUUUCCGACGCGCCCCAGUAGAUCUAGUAGACUUUUAAAUUAACCCGACAGUAUUACGCGUCUCCCCAAAACUCCCCCUGCGCACCGAAGCCCGGAAACAUUCCACAAAAAGAACGAUAAGCAACAAGUGUUCCCGAGAUUCCCUUGAAACAAAACUGAAUAUUCCAUUGAAAGUUUGGUUUUUGUUUACCUACAAUCAGUGCCCAAGAACGUGGCAUAUUUCCAGCUGCGGGUAAACAAUCGAGCCAGCAAUUAAGAAACUUGUUUUCUGUGCACACGCGAAUAAAUCUUUGGAACGCAAUACCAGCCGGUGACGAGCACGGAGAAGAUUGAGCCUUCAACAUGAUUCCCGGCUAUGGACCAGUGACCCAGGCUCUGUUGGGCACCCUGCUAACCUGGGGACUCACGGCCGCCGGAGCCGCCCUGGUGAUUAUCGUCCGGGGCAACCAGCGGAGGUCACUGGACGCCGCCCUGGGAUUCGCAGCCGGUGUGAUGAUUGCAGCCUCCUUCUGGUCCCUGCUCAAGCCGGCCAUUGAAAUGGCUGAGAGCUCUCAUUUAUACGGAGUCUACGCCUUCCUGCCCGUUUCGGGGGGCUUCCUGCUGGGCUCGAUCUUCGUCUACGGCUGCGACAAACUGAUGUCCUACCUGGGCCUUAACAGCACCAACAUGAUGAUCCAAAUGACGCAGUCGAGCAAGGACAAGGCAGACAUAGCGAUCGAGGACUCGAAGAGGAACGGUGGGGCCUCCGACAGGCUGGCCGCCAAGAGCCUGGACAGCUUCUCGGACUGCUUGAGCGUGCAGCACAGCGGGGAGUCGCGGCGGAGGAAGAAGGGCGGCAGCAUCAACGAGAUGGAGCAGUGCACCUACACGACGCCCGAGGAGCAGCAGCGAGCGGCCGAGGCCCUUUCUCAGUGGAAGAGGAUCAUGCUCCUGGUGGUGGCCAUCACGGUCCACAACAUUCCCGAAGGACUGGCCGUAGGUGUGAGCUUCGGCGCCAUUGGCUCUACAAACUCCUCGACUUUCGAAAGUGCCCGCAAUCUGGCCAUUGGAAUUGGCAUUCAGAAUUUCCCCGAGGGACUGGCCGUUAGCUUGCCACUACAUGCCGCAGGAUUCAGCGUGAAGAGGGCUCUUUGGUACGGACAGCUGUCCGGAAUGGUGGAGCCCAUCUUUGGCGUGCUGGGCGCAGUGGCCGUGACUUUUGCCAACCUGAUCCUGCCCUACGCCCUGUCCUUUGCGGCCGGAGCCAUGAUCUACAUCGUGUCGGACGACAUCCUGCCCGAGGCGCAUGCCAGCGGAAAUGGUACAAUUGCCACGUGGGGCACUAUCUCCGGAUUCCUGAUAAUGAUGUGCCUGGAGGUGGCGCUGUCCUGAGGACCCACCGGCUUGCCUUCGCCCGCCUCGCAGAACCCAUAAGCUAGUGUUAACUCAAAGAUUCCACAGUACUUAACGAACGAAACCUUCUGCUGGCUUGUAAAUAAUAGAAGCGGGCUUUGUACAAAUCUCAGAACCAGCCCCAAACGAGAAUCUAAUAAUGUAGCGUAGAGUGUAAGUUUUUAGAAAGAAGCUUGACAACGGGCAAUGCCACGGUGGCAUCCGUGCAAUUGUGUAUCUGUGCAAUGUACUGCUGCAUUCCCAGCGAGUUAUGUAAAUCAAUCGUUCGCGGAAAGAUUGUAAACAAACGUGCAUGUGAAUUAGGUUUUAAGUUGUCACCGGCGUCCAGUGACUUGUGUCUUUUUAAACUGUCUAAUGUUUAAGCAAUAAAACGAAGCGCAUUUAAAAUCAGCA